This is a messenger RNA of Dioscorea cayenensis subsp. rotundata (Guinea yam), 3424 nucleotides long. RefSeq names its product WD repeat and HMG-box DNA-binding protein 1. Gene Ontology annotation, cellular component: nuclear replication fork. Gene Ontology annotation, biological process: mitotic cell cycle; DNA repair; DNA-templated DNA replication. Gene Ontology annotation, molecular function: protein binding; chromatin binding. The record is from RefSeq and is a predicted model, not a curated record. The coding region runs from base 183 to 3155 and encodes 990 amino acids. NCBI's taxonomy places the organism in Eukaryota, Viridiplantae, Streptophyta, Magnoliopsida, Dioscoreales, Dioscoreaceae. The transcript has 12 exons.
CUCUGGAGAGGAAACCCUAAUUUCACAAUCCUCAAAAAAAUUUACCCAAAAUUCCCGCUUUCAUCCGCUCCCGCCAAAAUCGAACGUUUUUGGGGGAAAGAAUCCCGCCAAAAACUCAAACCCUAACCCUAAUAAGUAGGCAGCCUCAGUCCCUUCUCCAAUGGCACUGCCGCAGAACCACCAUGAAGCACCGAUCCUUGAAACUCAAGGAAGCUCACAAGGCUUCCGGUGGUGGAGGUGGCCGUGCGGCCCUCUGCUCCAUCAUCUGGGAUCCUGAGGGCAGGCAUCUCGUCACCGCAUCAGCCGCUGAUCAGAGUGUCCUGAUCCAUUAUCUGGAUCAGCAAUCGAAGCCCCCCAAAGCUCUCGAUCAUCAUAAGGAGGGUGUUACGGCUCUCGCUUUUAGCCCUAGUUCCAAUUCCUUUGCUUCUGGAUCUGUUGAUCACUCUGUGAAGCUUUAUAGUUUCCCAGAUGGAGAAUUCCAGAGUAAUGUUACUAGGUUUACGUUGCCAAUUCGGUCCCUUGCCUUCAAUAAAUCUGGUAGUUUGUUAGCUGCUGCAGGCGAUGAUGAUGGCAUCAAGUUGAUUGCUACUAUUGAUAGUACAAUUUCCAGGGUGCUCAAGGGUCACAAAGCAUCUGUCACUGGUUUAGCUUUUGACCCAAAGAAUGAGUUCUUGGCAUCUGUUGACAGUGUUGGUACUGUCAUAUACUGGGAGCUCUCAUCUGGGAAAUCAGUCCAUACUCUUAAUUCUGUAGCCCCUAUUUGUGAUUCGGAUUCCUCUCUUUCAAACGUGCUGAGCUGGAGUCCUGAUGGAGAAAUUUUGGCUGUUCCAGGCCUGAGAAAUGAUGUUGUUAUGUACGACAGAGACACUGCUGAGAAGCUGUUUACACUCAAAGGAGAUCAUGAGAAAUCUGUUUGUUUCUUGUCUUGGUCUCCUAAUGGGAAAUAUAUUGCCACUUCUGGUUUGGAUAAACAGGUUCUGAUCUGGGAUAUUGAUUUGAGGCAGGAUAUUGAAAGACAAAAAUUUGAUGAUAGAAUAACUGGUUUGGCUUGGAAGUCAAAUGGCAAUGCGCUGGCUGUCAUUGAUGUUAUGGGUAAAUUUGGUGUGUGGGAAUCCACAAUUCCUUCAUGUAUGAAGUCUCCUAUAGACGGUGCUCCUAGUCCGCAGAUAAGAAAUGAUAGUGGAUUUUUAUUUGAUGAAGAUAAUGAAAAGUCUAGUGCUUCUGGCAGUCUUGACAAUGUUGAUGAAGAGAGUCAUGGUGAAUCAGUCCCCAUCACUGGAAAAAGAUUAAGAAAACAGUCUAUUCUUGAAGAUUGUUUUGGAGAAGAUAGUGAUGGUGAAGAGGGUUUACUUCGCCAGAUUGAAUCGCGGAAGAGAAAUUCUGCUAAACGGAAGGUGGAUAUUGGAAAGGGAGAUGAGUGUUCAAGUUUGAUGAAGUCCAUCAGGGUGAGAAUGCAGGAGGCUUUUCAACCAGGUUCCACUCCAAUACAACCUGGCAAGCGGCGAUUUCUUUGCUACAAUUUGCUGGGUAGCAUAACUACCCUUGAAAAUGAGGGAAACUCUCAUAUAGAGGUAGAUUUUCAUGAUACUGGCAGAGGUCCUAGGGUACCUUCCAUGACUGAUUAUUUUGGUUUCACCAUGGCAUCACUGAAUGAAAAUGGGAGUGUUUUUGCCAACCCAUGCAAAGGUGAAAAGAACACAAGCACUCUUAUGUAUCGACCUUUUAGUAGUUGGGCAAACAACAGUGAGUGGUCAAUGCGAUUUGAAGCAGAGGAAGUACAGGCUGUUGCUCUUGGUAAUGGUUGGGUUGCUGCGGCAACGAGUCUUAAUUUUCUUCGUAUCUUCACAGAUGGCGGAUUGCAGAAACAUAUCCUUUGCCUAAAUGGUCCUGUGGUCACUCUAGCGGGUUUAAAAGAUGAACUAGCUAUUGUUACUCAUGCUUCAGACAGUCUUCCUUCUGGAGAUCAGGUGCUUGAUGUUAUGGUUCUGAACAUACUAAAUGGAACUCAAACAAUUAUAAGCCGUCUUCCUUUGACACCAAGUUCCCAUUUAACAUGGUUUGGCUUCAGUGACGAGGGGCAGCUAAGUUCAUAUGAUUCCAAGGGGGUGCUGAGAAUGUUCUCUACACAAUUUGGAGGUAGUUGGCUUCCUGUUUUCAGUGCCAGCAAAGCAAGGAAGUCAGAAGAUGAAAACUACUGGGUGGUUGGUCUAAGCGCCAGCAAGCUGUUCUGCAUUAUUUGCAAAUCCCCUGAUUCUUACCCAUUGGUCAUGCCAAAGCCGGUUCUUACACUACUGAACUUUUCACUUCCUCUUGCCUGCUCUGAUCUUGGGGCUGAUGAGCUGGAAAACGAGUUCGUGUUGAGCAAGAUAUCCCUCUUACAGAUUCAAAAUAAAGUAAAAGAAAUGGUAGCAGCUGGUAUUGAUACCACUGCUCUUUGUGAUGAAGCAUUCAGCAUAGAAGCUUCCAUGGAUCGAUGCAUCCUGAAGCUUAUUGCCAGCUGUUGCAACAGUGACAAGCUUGUGAGGGCUACAGAACUCGCCAGAUUGCUAUCACUGGAGAAGUCAGUUAUGGGUGCCAUAAAGCUGGCCACUGCACUUAAACUUCCUGUAUUGGCAGAGCGGUUCAUUGGCGUAUUGGAGGAAAGUUUGUUGGAUAAAUCUGAAGGGGCACCUCAUGUAUCAAAUUUAGCCUCCAGUGCAGCUGUUACAAGCAAUGUGGCAAAGCGAAAGAUUUUGCCUGUACCUGCUGUCAAUAAACCUCAGGUCUUAAAGUCUGUGGGUAGUGAAGAGAAGUCCGGUGAGGUAGGAGGAUUUCAACUUUGUAAAAGUCCAAGUGAAGGAAACACAAAAGAUAGUCGUCAGCAAAUGCAAUCUAAUCUGAUGGCAACACCAUCUGCAAAGGCAUCUUCUGACCAUUACAAGGUUGAGCUUUGCAAUAAUACGAGGGAGGGCAAUUCAAAGGCAGGAGUCAACCAAAUGCCAUGCGUAAAGUCAAAUGAAACUACUUUAAAGGAUGAGGGGGUUAACCAAAUGCAAUCUCACCGAGCAGUUAAUCCGUUUGCAAAAGCAUCCAAGAACCAGGGUAAAUCUUCUCUUUUUGAUUCUAUUAAAAAGAAGGUAGACAAUGAAAAGAUGGAUGGAUUGGCAAAGAAGUGAGGCAAAAGGUAUGAAAAUCAAACAACAUAACUCUUCUCACUUCUUAAAUUAGCGUGCUGUGUCAUGGCUUCUGUAUGGUGAGUAGUGUAAAUAUAGAGAAGAUGACCUUUAUAAGUGAUCUGAGGCGGAUACAUUGUUCAUUUCAUCCUGAAUUUUUUAGAAGGUUUUGUAUUAAAUGCUGUGUAAAAUUGCUUUCGUUUAUAAUUUUGUAGAUUUUGCGUUCAGAAUUUUUUUAUAACAAAAAAGUAGCACCAUUAUUUCUAUAAUUA